AUGGCUUCGGGAGACGAAUCAGGAGGAAAGGAGAAAAAGAAAAACCCGAAACCAGAGGUACGCGCCAAGAAUGAACCAGAUAUUUCGAAGGAAUUAGCUGUCAAACAUCCAUUACAAAAUAAAUGGGCUUGGUGGUUUUAUAAGAAUGAAAAGGGUAAAACCUGGGAAGCAAAUCUGAGACUUAUAACUACAUUUGAUACUGUCGAGGAUUUUUGGGCGAUAUACAACCAUAUAAAGAAUGCAGCAAAAUUACAGUCUGGUUGUGAUUAUAGUGUUUUUAAGGAUGGCAUAAAACCGAUGUGGGAAGAUGAAAGGAAUAAACUUGGUGGUCGUUGGCUAAUCAAUAGUAAUAGGACUCAACGUGCAGACUUAGACAGGAUAUGGUUAGAAACGCUAUUAUGCCUAGUUGGUGAAGCUUUUGAUGACUAUUCAGAUCUAGUAUGUGGUACCGUAGUUCAGAUACGACCUAAGAUGGACAAACUAGCAGUAUGGACAGGAAACGCUAAGGAACAACAAGCUAAUAUAACAAUAGGAAGGGUUAUUAAAUCACGAUUACAAAUUUCUGGUAAAGCAUCUAUUGGUUUUCAGACACAUGCAGACACGAUGGUAAAGACUGGUUCAACUACUAAGAACCUAUAUACCGUUUGAUGUUGGGUGAAAGCUGAAUAUAAACCUAGGCCAAAUAUAUAUUUAAGACGAAGCCACGGAAACCAUCAAUAUCGUUUGCCUUGGCAAAAUAAUAUUAACUGAGGCACAUAAAUUUUAAUCCGUUUUCUUCCACAUAAACUAGAGUUGACGAGAGUUGCAUUGAACAU
This is a messenger RNA of Dendronephthya gigantea, 815 nucleotides long. Its product is annotated as eukaryotic translation initiation factor 4E-1A-like. NCBI's taxonomy places the organism in Eukaryota, Metazoa, Cnidaria, Anthozoa, Malacalcyonacea, Nephtheidae. Gene Ontology annotation, cellular component: eukaryotic translation initiation factor 4F complex; cytoplasm. The coding region runs from base 1 to 648 and encodes 215 amino acids. The transcript is spliced from 7 exons. The record is from RefSeq and is a predicted model, not a curated record. Gene Ontology annotation, molecular function: RNA 7-methylguanosine cap binding; translation initiation factor activity. Gene Ontology annotation, biological process: translational initiation.